Messenger RNA from Drosophila mojavensis, 1768 nucleotides. It is a transcript of the gene ro, whose product is annotated as homeobox protein rough. The transcript has 3 exons. Gene Ontology annotation, cellular component: nucleus. The coding region runs from base 294 to 1337 and encodes 347 amino acids. NCBI's taxonomy places the organism in Eukaryota, Metazoa, Arthropoda, Insecta, Diptera, Drosophilidae. Gene Ontology annotation, molecular function: RNA polymerase II cis-regulatory region sequence-specific DNA binding; DNA-binding transcription factor activity, RNA polymerase II-specific. Gene Ontology annotation, biological process: regulation of transcription by RNA polymerase II. The record is from RefSeq and is a predicted model, not a curated record.
GACCUAAGGGUAGCAAAGUAGUUUCAACCAAUCAGCGCUAUGCCACCUCAGGUGUGGCGCCAGUAAUAUUUUUUAUUAACGAUAAUUUUAAGCACCUUCUUGUUGAUUGUUGAUGCGACGCAUAAUUUGUGACGCGCGCAGGAUAAGCGCUAACGCUUGACCAAGGCGCCUGCUACCGGUCAGGCACAAAGUCGGAAGUAACACCAAGUUUCAGUUUCAGUCGCACGUCGAUUAUUCGAGUGAUAAGUUUAUAGCCUCUGCUCCUAAACAGCGUUGCAAAUCGGCCACACAAAAUGCAGCAGCAAACCCAAUCAACGCCACUCGAUGUGGAGAACGUAAUUAAGUCCUCGAAUUCCACACCGACACCCGGUCCGCUGACAGCGCUACCCGUGCCACCACGUCCGUCUUCACCGCGUCAAUUCUUCGAACGUCUUUACGGUCAUCUAGAGACGCGAACACACAAUAGUGACAGCGAUGACAUCGAUGUGGGCACUCACCAUGAGACGCCCUAUCAGAGCGACGGCGGCAGUGCAUCCUCUCCGGAUAUCUCAAUAAGUGACGAACGCGCCUCACUAAUCAGUUUCCCGUCUUACGAAUUAAUCGCUCCUGCUCCGCCGGAAUAUAAUCCCUAUAGAACCAUUCCCAAUGCAACUUCACCGACCCUUCUGUCCUACCCGGCUUUUUCGGCUGAUGCUCAAAUCAACGCUGGAUUUUCAGCAUUUCUGGCUCGACGUCGGCGUAAGGAAGGGCGACAGAGGCGACAGCGCACCACAUUUAGCACGGAGCAAACGUUGCGGCUGGAGGUGGAGUUCCAUCGGAACGAGUACAUAUCGAGGAGUCGACGCUUUGAGCUGGCGGAGACGUUGUGCUUGACUGAAACUCAAAUCAAGAUAUGGUUUCAAAAUCGACGCGCCAAGGAUAAGCGCAUUGAGAAGGCGCAAAUUGAUCAACACUACAGGAACUUUGUCGUGGCCAAUGGUUUUAUGAGCACCAUCAUGGGACAAACGAGUUACGCGACGGCGGCAGCGGCGCCGGCUAACAGUACAGCGGUAGCAGCGGCGGCCAUGUUAGGCAGCGGCUACUAUGCCGCACCGGCGGCAAUGCCCGCCCUGCUGCCUACGUCGCUGCCCAAGGAUAGGCUCAUAAAUAACGGGCACAGUGCGAAUGGUAAUUAUGUUGACAUCGCGGACCACCACCAACAAGAACCAGACCAAACCCAUGUGCCUCCUGACCAACAGCAACAGCAACAACAACAGCGACAAAUACAACAGCCGCAGCAGCAGCAGCAUCGUCGCAGCCAUUUAGUGCCUCCGCCAAGGCUUAUCAAUUCGUGUUAAUAAUAAACCAGCUUUAAUUCAUUUUAUACUUAAACGUAUCCACAUUUUAAUUUAUUAACUGAUAAAAAACAGAAAAUAAACUAAGCUUAACUAGAAGUAGUUUUUGGCCAAUUUUACGUUGCCAAAACCUAGCUCUAAAUACUAAUGCAAAAACUUGUUACUUUGAUUUAGGAUUGGGCGGCUUUGACGUGUUUUAAAUUUUUAGCUUUAAAAAAGUCAAAGCACGCAUCACUAACUGGUUGGUUAUGAAUAUCUAUGGCAACAGUUUAUAUUUCGAACUUUGACGUGCAGUGCACACAUUUUAAGCCGCUUACCUCAGUUUACUGCAUUUGUGGUAUCUGCAAAUUGCCUUUUAAUUCAAAGGAAAAUAUUUUUUGAGAAUAUUACAAAUUUUACUAAACGAACGUAAUCAAAACCAACAAACAAACAAA